AUGGAGAAUCCAAUUAAUAGUUUGAAAGCUCUAGUGCCUGUGGAAGAAUUAGCAGAAGAGAUAUUGAGAGAUAAAUCAGAAGUGGUGGCUAUUGAUCGAAGAAGAAAUGAGAAUAGGGAAGGCAUCAGAGCGUUGUUGAAGAUGAAAGAAGAAAAAGUUUGGAUGGCUGUCGGUCCGUUACUGGUUAGAUUACCCAAAGAGAAAGCGAAGACUAUGCUCAAUGAAGAUCAGAAUGUUCUUGAUGUUGAAGUGAAUAAAAUAAGAAGUGAACUUAAAGUGAAAGUUAAUAAACUGAGGGACUUAGAAUUUGAAGAGCCAGUUCCUGGACUUCACUUAAAACCUCUUACUAAAGAUGAAUUUGCUGCAGUUGGGCAAGUUUUAGGGUACCAUGCAUGA
This is a messenger RNA of Nezara viridula (southern green stink bug), 396 nucleotides long. The record is from the annotation of a GenBank genome assembly. Lineage: Eukaryota; Metazoa; Arthropoda; Insecta; Hemiptera; Pentatomidae.